AUGCUCGACGUUGUCUCUGGCUUCCUCUUUGGUAGUGAGAAUGCGACUGAUACUCUACAAGGUCCAAGCUUUGAGAAUGACCUCACAACUUUGGCCAAAGCAACAACUAAAAACCUUCACGUGCGAACCAGUCUUGAAGGGCCGAUGAAUUUUUUGACAAGCUUACUUGGUGGCAACGUGCUACCCGAUGCUGAAGCUAGGGGCAGGUGGGAAACGUGGAUCACGCGAGUGAUCACAGACUCAUACAGGAGACACCCCACCAAGCCUUCUUCCACUCUCGCAGGAGAAUUUGAUAUCCCUGGUGGCACUGUCGUCAGCUCUUCUGCAUGGGCUCUCCACUUUAACCCCAUUCCCUUUCCAUCUCCGGAAGAAUGGCAACCUGUGAGGUGGCUUACAGCUGACGAGACCACGCUCGCGGAGAUGCAGAAGUGGAUCUGGACAUUUGGAAGCGGUGCACGGGUGUGCAUUGGAACUCAUUUCUCGAUGCGUGCCAUGAAAGAGCUUCUUGUCACUAUCUACACAGGUUAUGAGACUCAUUUAGAUGAGGAGUUUACAGAAAAUGUGGAACAGGAAGAUGUGUUCUCGUCUUCGCCUCUUGCGGGCUGUAUUAAGCUGAAAUUUCGUCGGCCUCUAUAG
Molecule: messenger RNA, 636 nt
Organism: Botrytis byssoidea
Lineage: Eukaryota; Fungi; Ascomycota; Leotiomycetes; Helotiales; Sclerotiniaceae
Exons: 3
Coding region: 1-636 (211 amino acids)
Molecular function (GO): monooxygenase activity; heme binding; oxidoreductase activity, acting on paired donors, with incorporation or reduction of molecular oxygen
Source: RefSeq, a predicted model, not a curated record